Molecule: messenger RNA, 2595 nt
Organism: Rhinolophus ferrumequinum (greater horseshoe bat)
Lineage: Eukaryota; Metazoa; Chordata; Mammalia; Chiroptera; Rhinolophidae
Gene: RANBP3L
Product: RAN binding protein 3 like
Exons: 15
Coding region: 540-2015 (491 amino acids)
Biological process (GO): protein export from nucleus
Cellular component (GO): nuclear pore; cytoplasm
Molecular function (GO): GTPase activator activity
Source: RefSeq, a predicted model, not a curated record
CGGCCCACGCGGCACCUCCUCCUUCCAGCUUCCCUUAAGAACUGCUCACUGUCAGCUGUCACAGAGGGUAACUCGGACCAGGCUUAGAAAUCAUAAUCCUUGAUUUAACUCGACAGCACUUUUUCUCCCCUUGUGUUUGUAUUACUCUAGCAGUCCUCUCUAAAUACUCAGAGCAUUCGAUUUCACGUCAGAAGAAGGAGUUAAAAAAUGCCCAAGCUGUAAUCUGUUAGACAUAGUUACUUUGUAGGAUUUUACACUAUAAGGGGGAAAGUUUCAACGUGCUUUGAAAUGAAAGAAGAAUUAAGUUGUGUUUUUAUCUAAAUGAAUUGGCAUCUUUAUAUGUAGGGGAAGUUAUAUUGGUAAAUGUUUAUUUCAAGAAUCAUGGCUGGGAAACAUUUGGCAGUUUAUUAGAGAAGUAAAUGUUUUUCACACAAGGACAGGAUCUGCAUGUACGCCUGUGGUUCUGGGUGUCUGGUGAAGACCGUUUUAGGUGACUGGUGGAGGGAGGGAAAUGCCCUAGUGAUACUGGAGCCACAGCCAUGUCUGCCUUACACAGAGAAGGCUGCAGCCACCUGUUCAACCGUUUGCACACCUGUAGACUGAAGCAUCUGGAGGACGAGCGACAGCCAGAAAAAACUGUUAUUGCUCAACCAAUAUUUGUUUUUGAAAAGAGAGAACAAACUUUUAAGAGACCUGCAGAAGAAACCCUGUGUGAAGCAGCAGAACAUGAGGGUAAUGGUUUUUCAAGAAAGCGCAUACGAUCUUCAUCUUUUACUUUGCAUUCUACAGAUUCUCAGUCCCCAGGAGUGUCAGCCUUGUCCCAGAAGCGAAUGAGAUCAUCAUCCUUCACUGACCUCCCAACCUUCCCCCCUUCUGGGCCAGUGAAGAAAAACAAUGUUUUCAUGACACCAACUCUUGUACAAAGGAACGUUGACAUAAACAGUGCCAAACGAGGUCCUGUCAGACAUUCUGAACAUGUUCUAAGACCUGCUAUUUUGCAGCCACCUCCAGCUCAAAGGUGUGAAAAAGUACGAAAAAAACUUGCACACAACGCAUUGGAACACUGCAAGACUCAAGAAAAAGCAAAAAAUAACAUUUCUGAGAGGAACUCCUGUUUGCUAAGUAAAAAUUUACCAAGUGCCAGAAUUUCAGCCCAGCUGUCUACCAACCAGAAUGUUUUGGGUGCUACAUCAGUAGGAUGUCAACAAAAUGAAGAUCAGUAUUCUUUUAAAAGCUGCAGUUCUGGUUUUGUUUUUGGAGAAAACAUGGUAGAAAGAGUUUUGGGUACUCAAAAACUCACCCAGCCUCAACUUGAAAAUGAUUCCUAUGUCAAGGAAAAACCAUUCAAAUCCACUUUAAAAUUUCCUAUCAACUCUCCAAACUCAAGAACAGACUCUAUUAAAAAUAUAUCCCUAAUUGAAUCAGCUGCUGCUUUCUCUUCUAAAUCAUCACCAAAGUGCUUGCUGGAGAAAAUUGAUGUAAUAACAGGGGAGGAAGCAGAAUAUAAUGUGUUAAAGAUCAACUGUAAGCUUUUCAUAUUCAACAAAACAACACAGUCCUGGAUUGAAAGGGGCAGAGGAGCUUUGAGACUGAAUGACACAGCAAGCAGUGACUGUGGAACAUUCCAGUCAAGACUAAUUAUGCGCAAUCAAGGCAGCCUGAGGCUGAUUCUCAAUAGCAAACUCUGGGCUCAAAUGGAGAUUCAAAGAGCGAACCACAAAAAUAUACGAAUAACAGCUACUGAUUUAGAAGACUAUAGCAUCAAAGUGUUUUUAAUUCAGGCCAGUGCCAAAGAUACUGGGUAUCUGUAUGCAGCAAUACAUCAUCGUCUGGUUGCUCUUAGAAGCUUCAAUAAGCAGAAAGACAUAAAUCAAGCUGAAAGCCAGUCAGAAACGGUCAUCCAGCAAUUAAACUGUGAUAGCUGUGAUGAGGAUGAGGAUGAUUUCAUCGGAGUUACUAAAAAUAGAUCAGAUCCUUCUAGGUGGACCCACAGACAGUCGGUUGCCUGUUCAUGAGUGCUACCUACUAUAAAACAUGACAACAUCUGCAAAAAACUUGGCCACCUUACUGAAAAUGCUAAACCAUCCUAACUAAAUGAGAAGAUUCUAUUCAUUCCUUGAAGAGUUUUUAUAGAAAAGUUCAUGAAAUAUAAUUUGUUGCAAUUAAAAUUUUUCUUUUAUGUAGUCUAAUAAUUCUGAGGUUUUACAUUUUGAAUACUGUGGAGAAAAUGACAGAAUUUAAGAAAUACAUGGAUUUCAGAAGUUCAAAAUUAGGAUUUUUGAAGUUAAUUUAGAAUAGGAUUUGAUAACUAAUUUGGACAAUUCAUCACAUUGAUGGAUAUAAUAGUUAAAAUUAUGAAUUGCUGAAUUUGAUAAAUAUCUAACUAAAAUAUUUAUUUUUUCAGUCAAACAUUGUCUGGCCAUAAAACAAAUAUUUUUAAAAAUUUCUAGUCAUUUUUUUUUAAACCACUAUAACUACAUAAUAACAUUUCAUUAAAGCAUGUUUUUCUUCUGGGAAAUGUGUAUUUUCAUUUAGCCUUUGGAUUUCCUAAUACUAUAAAAUUAUAUAUUCAUGGUAUGAAUUCCUUUAAAGAGA